Triplophysa dalaica is the source of this 3546-nucleotide messenger RNA. RefSeq names its product claudin domain containing 1a (gene cldnd1a). Lineage: Eukaryota; Metazoa; Chordata; Actinopteri; Cypriniformes; Nemacheilidae. The record is from RefSeq and is a predicted model, not a curated record. Gene Ontology annotation, cellular component: membrane. The transcript is spliced from 4 exons. The coding region runs from base 286 to 1047 and encodes 253 amino acids.
AAAACUACAUUACCCAUAAGCACAUGCCACAGCGCUGCAAGUGGAUUUCUGCACAGACUGCGUCUACACAACCGUUGAGUAUUUAUCCUAAAUCCCUCAUAUUUCCGUGCUAGCUCGUAUCAGCACAUAAACGAACAAACGGAGACUUCGGAGGGGUUGUGUUUGCUCUGUAUUCUCAGACUGACAGAUGGCGUUGAAGCAGAAGGGCGACAAACAGGGCACGAAAUAACCACAAGACAAACGCGUUUGUAAAACAGGCUUUAUUACAGCUUUCAACACCGAGGAAUGAUGGUGGAUAACCGACACGCCACGGCUCUGGUCAUCGCCGGUGUUUUAAGCGCCCUGGCUUCCGUGUAUCUCUCGGUAUCGGUGGGUUCGCCGCACUGGUACCGGUACACGAGCCCUCCGGUGCGCGCGGAGUCCAACGCCACGGAGCUGCGCGCGCUGCAGGACGAGUUUCUGGACAGAGAUUUUGAUGAGAAAACCGCGAGCGACGCGAUGUUCCGCAUGAACGGGACGACCGGGCUGUGGUGGAGAUGCGUGCAGACGCCCACUGAUGCGCACUGGUACAAAGAAGCAGAUCCAAAGAUGCUUCUUGAGUGUGUGAGUUUUACUCCCUCGCAGCAAUUCACACCAAAAUACAAAGAACCAGGAAAUCACAACAGCGGAGAAGACACAAUACGAACCUAUCUGUGGCGGUGUCAAUUUCUCCUGCCGCUGGUGUCUCUGGGUUUAGUGGUUCUGGGCGGUCUGUUGGGUUUUUGUGCGUGUUUGUGUGGCAGUCUCACUCCAGUGCUCUUCAUCGGGUUGUUGCAUCUGCUGGCAGGCUUGUGUUCUCUGGCGACCGUGUGCUGUUUCUUGGCCGGAAUGGAUCUGCUGCACCGUGUGUCUGUGUUUCCAGAUCAUGUGGAUGCCACGCUGGGCUGGUCGCUGUAUCUGGCGCUCAUCGCAUCUCCUCUUCAGAUGAUGUCCGCAGCGCUGCUGGUGUGGGCCGCUCGCAGCCACGGUCAGACCUACUAUCGCAUGACUGCGUACAGAGUCGCUUAAAACUUCAGAUCUCUGGAUGAGCUUGCAGGCCAUUGAAAGAUUGAUUUGAGUUUUGAUCCUUCAGCACUUUCUUCUCAAUCUAGAUCAUUUUUUUUCUGCUGCUGUGAAGAUUCUUGAACUCUGUACAAAUCUGUCUGGUCUGAAACACAAGUUCGUUCUGAGGAGAAAACAAGAUGAUGUCUCUCAAGCAGUCUUUUAACUGCUUAGGGUUUAACACUGCCCAUGAUAUUCAUGCCUGGUUUAGAUGGUGUGGCCAGGGUUUAAAAUAAAAGUUUUUUAUUCACCUUCCAAUUUGACUACAAACUUUACUUGGCAAAUAUAAACAGAUAAUCUGGGUUUAUAAAAGGCAUUUCAUAUCUCCUUCCUAACUAUUUCAUCCUUUACUGUAUGACCAUCUAAAAAGUAUUUUUGGUGAAAGGGAUAAAGUAUUAACCCUUGCGUGCCACUUGAUAUAAACACUUGUGUGUUCUCAUCUUGUGCAGCUUUGUUUUUUAUGGAGACUUUCUUCUUACACAGGGUUGGUUACCCCGGGCAAAUAUCACACAUUAUCGUUUGCAAUGCACAGAAUAUAAGUUGCAGCAGUUAUUGUUUUUUGUCACCCAAUAUUGCUUAAUUACCAUAUUUAUAACGGCCGUUUCACACCGCAUGUGUAGGCAGCACAUACUUUUUUUGGAGCCCAUGUUAACAGCUGAGAGCAUUCACACCGAACACGUAAACAGCGCAUGCUCGCGCAGCAGAUGAAUUAAAUUAAAUUAAAGUGACAGUGCACUCUUUACAGUCAAAAUGCACAUGGAUUGACAGGAAAAAGCAACACCUUUACCUUUAAAGUGUGUAAGUGGUGUCUAAUGUGUUUUUGACAGCCUCCAUGAGUUUUUUUUGGCCAAACCACAACAUCACAUUUAAAGAAUGUUAAGAAUGUGAUUAAUGUUAUGCUCUUACUGCAUAUGAAUGAGGGGGAAACGCUGUCAGUGUACUACCUAAACCCUACUGUCAACCUAACCUUCAGAUAAAACUACAUAGACAUCAUGUAGUGACUUAAAUCCUAUCCUUCAAAGCACGACGGCCUUUUAUUAAGAACUUGUACAUUCUGCGUGGAUCUAAAAGAGCAUGAAUCAAACAAAUUAAAGUAAUAGAAUCUACAUAAAAUACGCUUUUUGAUGAAGUUAUGGAAGCCAUUUUUCUCAUUGUUUUUUUUUUAUUCUAUCAUUUUUGACUGAAGUGAGCGUAAAAAGUUGAGAAAGAAAACAGAUGUCAAAACAUUAAAUUAGUGACCGCAGCCUCCUGCCGUUCUAUUUGGUUGAUAUGACUCAAAUGAAAAGAGAUGCACUCACUGCUGGCUCUGUAACCAUGAUCUCAUUUCUAUGUGUUGUGGAUGUGACUUGUGCCAUAUCACCACCAUUAAUACCUAUGAAACCAAUGAUUCAAUUACUACUACAGCACAAAAUAGUUUAUUCAUCAUAGAUCUGGUCACUUUAUUUUACUCUCAAAAUGCCACCCUCGAUAGGCCAAAAAAUGUGAGUCUUAUUUGAGUUUUCCUUUUAAAAAGUAGCAUUUUUAUUAUGAUGAACUCGGUAUGUUAAGCUAUGUUUUUAUAUACCAUAAUUGGAUAAAACUGGUUUUGUGGGUUAUAAUUAUGGCCCCACUUCUUUCGAGGGACAUACCAUCAAAGUUUAAGAAAAGUCUGCCUAAGAAGCUCAAAAACGGCAUGUUACUAGUUAGUUUCAAGGGAAAUAAUCUUUAAAUAAUGUUCUUAAUUUUUUUGACAAAGUAUGUGUCUACUCUCGCGACCCCUGAAAAAGAAAGUUCAGGCUCAGGAUAUGAAACGGGCAUAAGACUUCACUAUUAUGACGAUUCAACAGCCUAGUAGAAGUUGUCUUGUUUUACGUGAACUUCACCAGCAAAGUGAGUGAAGAUAAUGAAUGAAACAUAGCGUUACCCACCACACCCGCACUUGUCACGCUAGCAUGUGUUCAUUUCAGACCCUGCAUGACUGUGUACAUUAAAUGGCAUUUGUCAGGUUUUUGUCUUAUUAUGAUAAAACAGAAACAUCAUCUGCCUCUGCAAGAAAACAAGUCUAUGUUUCUUUUAUGGUGUAUUGCUCAAGUAAAUAAAGUUGUGAGGAGUUUUUCCUCAAGUUUGAUCAGUUGUGCGGUGAUCUCUAAAUGCAUGUUGUCUUGGCCUUCUGAUCAAAUCCAUACAUUAAAAAAGAAGUGAUUCACAGAUUCAGAAUGUUAUUUUCUCACCCAGUUAAGUGUUAUGUUCAUGUGAUUUAUAUUUUUAAUGUUCUGGAACAGUUUUCAUGUUUAACAAACUAUGUUGAGUUGGCACAUGAUCAUUCUUAAUGCUGAUUGUAUGCUUAACUUAUUACUAUUUAUUCAAUUACAUUUUAUUUUGAAUGUAUAAUUUGCAAACAUUGCUGAACAUUUAUUUAUUUUACACUGUACAAAUGUUUUUAAUUUCACUCACACAUAUGCUUAUGUUGCACAGCAAUCUUUUUGG